CAGUCACCAGAUCAAAAUUACACACAUCCCAACCAACUCCAAAUCUAUUUUCACUCAUCCACAGCCGUCAAUCUCUCUCUCUCUCUCUCCCUCUCUCUCUCCUCAGAAUUUUCUCUGUUCGAAAAAUUAUGGCUCUCUCUCUCUCUUUCUCUCUCUUCAACUACAUCACGAAAACCAAGAAAAAAAUUAAGGAAGGCGAAUAAUAUAAAAGAGAGAAAUCCAGUCAGUCCACGGGGAGAGAAACCAAAAAACAACGAAGGAAAAGAGAAAAAAAUCUAGGGUUCCUAAAAAAUAUCCAAAUCUCUCUCUCUCUCUCUUUCCUCGUUGAUUUUUCUUUCCCUCCAAACAACAUUUCCUUCUCCUUCUCAAAAUUAUUUCCCUCUUUUUUUUUUUUUUGGUUUUUUCCAAGAAAGCGAGGGAAAAUAUUUACCCAUUUUCCCCGGGUUUUUCGUUGCUAGGCCUCUUCCGGAUCCGAAUUUUCUGUGAGGAAGAAGGUUUUUUUUUGCCGGGGAAAAAAAAUAAAAUUUGCCUCCAUUUUCAGCUCUCCCAAUGAAGGCCUGCUCUGCUCCAUGUCUCUUUCAAUAAUCAAGGAGUAUUGCGUGUGAUUUUGUUGUUUGGAUGAAAAAUAGACGCUGGUAGUGGAGGUGAAGGAUAGAGAGGGGAAUUGUUGUUGGAAGAUCUAUAUUCAAGAGUGAGGAUUUGGGUGAUCAAAGAUAAGAUUUUUCUUUUGGAUUUUGUUGGGUUUCUUUUCAUUUGGGAUUUUUGCCAAGGAUUGAAUGCUAAGUAGUUUAUGGAUUCCGAAGCAAUUCCAUCUUCGAGCGAUUUGGGUAAAUGCUGUAAUUGUGGAUGUAGUUGUUCAUUGAUCAGUAGUUCUUCGGGGUCUUGGCUUCGAUCCGUAAAAAGAAAGUAUGAUGAGUUUGAGGAUGCAAACCGAUUCGUUAUACCUGGUCUCAAUUUACCCUCAAUUGCUCGGGUCCAAAUUGAGAAUGAAUGUGUUGCACUGCGUGAGAUGGUUGGUAGCCAACAGCAUUCCAUACAGGAUUUGUAUACUGAAUUGGAAGAGGAGAGGAAUGCGUCUUCGUCAGCUGCAAAUGAGGCCAUGUCAAUGAUAUUGAGGUUGCAAAGGGAGAAGGCAGAGAUUCAAAUGGAGGCCCGACAAUUCAAGCGUUUUGCAGAGGAGAAGAUGGCACAUGACCAACAAGAGCUUUUGGCAUUUGAAGAUUUGUUGUAUAAGAGAGAGCAAGCUAUUCAGUCGCUUACUUGUGAAGUACAGGCAUAUAGGCAUCGGAUGAUGAGUUAUGGGCUCACGGAGGCUGAGGCGGAUGGUGAGAGAGGUGGGUUUAGCCAUGACCCAAGUAUGGUGGAGUUUGAUGCCCAAUUUGAACUCCCCAUGUAUGACUACCCACCUUUGAAAUGCAAUCUAAAUGAACCCCAUGGCCCUUUGGAGGAUGAUAAUGAUGUUGAAGAUGUUGAGAAAUAUGCAUUUGGUGAGACCCCACGUGCUAGAGAUCAUUUGAAGAAUUUGGAUAAUAGGAUAUCUCAGAUGGAGAGUCCCAGCACCAGUAGGCUGGAUGUAGAUGUCUCAGGUUCCAAGAACAUUUUAGAAAAGGUUGUAGUUGGUCACUCUCCUAGGCGAACACGACAUUUUAGGAGGUUUUCCAAUGAUUCAAGUCCAUCAUUCAGGGGUAUUGCAAGAGAAACUGGUAGAGAUUUCCCCACAGAAUCUCCAAUGACCAUUAGAAGUUACAAGAGGACGGAGUAUGCCUCACAGACAGAGGACUAUGCCAAUUUUAGAAAGUUGGAUAAUGCAUCUGAAGUUGAAGAUGACAUGAGUGACAGAGUUUAUACCAUUGAUUCUGUCCAUAAUGGUGCACCAAAUAAUGUUUUUACUGAUCCAAAAGCUGGAGUUGGGAUUGGUGAAGAUUAUGCAACCACUCCGAGGUCAUUGAAUCAAGUUGAUUAUGCGGAUCCAGAUAUUAAGAAGCUCUACAUGAGGCUUCAUGCACUUGAGGCAGACAGGGAAUCAAUGAGGCAGGCAAUUAUUUCGAUGCGUACUGAUAAAGCUCAAAUGGUGUUAUUGAAAGAAAUAGCUCAACAUUUGUGUCAGGAAAUGUCACCAGAAAGACGAAUGACUGUUAAGAAGCCAUCUCUUCUUAAAAGCUUUUCAUUCAUGUCAGUUUUUAAGUGGAUCACAUCAUUCUUUUUCUGGAGAAAGAAAGCCCGACGAAGCAAGUACAUGAGUGGGUUAUCAGCCAGCAAUGUGGGCUUGCUAAUGCUUCUAGACAAGGGCCCUCAUGCGAGGCCGUGGAGAUGUCUUACAAGCACGCAAGUUACGUAACUUCACAAAUUUACCAUAUCCAUUUGGAGUCUAUCGUCAUAUUUGUGAACAGCAAUUGGAUUUUGGUCACACUACUACGUUUAGAUUUUGCAUUCUUUUUCUGGAUUUCUGGUUGCUGCAAUAUUCGUUGAAUUGUGAGGUUUUUUUACUUUCAUAUUAUUGGGAUUGAAUGUAUUUGGCUGGUUGAAACAUGAAUGCGGUAUAGGCAUGUUUGUUCUUAUAGUUGGAGUUAAGCCCGAGGUCCUCUUCUGUAUAUUAGAUCUUCCUGUAUGACUUCUCAAUCAAAAUAUGCAGUGCAUUCUUUUUGCAUUCAAGCACAAAACCCCCAA
Messenger RNA from Quercus lobata, 2667 nucleotides. Its product is annotated as myosin-binding protein 7-like. The record is from RefSeq and is a predicted model, not a curated record. Bases 791 to 2338 code for a protein of 515 amino acids. Lineage: Eukaryota; Viridiplantae; Streptophyta; Magnoliopsida; Fagales; Fagaceae. The transcript has 4 exons.